AUCUGCAUCAUGAGUGUUCCAAGCUUACACUCUUAUCCUCCAUGCUUAGAGGGGAGGUAGCACAUCUUUGUUAGUAAGUUCUCUAGACCUGAACACACGUGUUAGGUCUGUUCAGGUUCUUUAGUUGGAACAAUCCGCGGCUUGUUUGGAAAGGACUGAAGAUAUUCACAAUCACAAGACGACAAAGAAUGGAUGAAUGUAAAAAUAAUGCAAAUCCAGAACUAGACAACUAUGAGAUGGAAGAUGAGGAUGAUGAGGAUGAUAUGUGGGAUGAUGAGGAGGAGGAUGAUGACCUUGCCCUGAAAGCUGCUCCAGUGAAAUGUUUCUUUUCUGAAGAGAUUUUCUCCUCUCCUACUUCUAUGUUGACACACUGCAGAGAAAACCACAAUUUCAAUCUUGUCCUGAUUUCAACUCAUACAGAUCUUGAUUGCAUAGGUUUCAUCAAACUCGUAAAUUACAUAAGAUCUACUAAAGCAUCAGGGCCAGACAUUAUGGAAUCCAUUCAUAGAUCAGAAGUACCUUGGGAGGAUGAUGGCUUUAUGAAACCAGUUGAUAUGGAAGAUCCUAUGCUCCAGUUUGAUAUUGAGUCCUAUCUUGAAGACCAGAGUAACAGAUUGGAUAAUGGAGCUACUUCUCAAGGUGACCUCUCAAAAUCCAGUGAAAUGGUCACCAUACCUGCAAAAGACUUGGCAGAGUUGAGGAGAAAAGUCCGCUGCCUUGAAGAGAGACUUGGUCUGACUGAGGAAGCUUUGGAGCGUGCCAUGCAGGAUAUGACUUCAGCAAGAGAAUUCGCCCAUGGCCUGAUUGCAUCGGCUGCAGACUCACCCAGCAGUAAUAGCAAAGAAAAGCAGAAUGCUUCAGUUGGGCAGCGAUUGACUGAAGAAGAGGACGAGGCUUACUUUGAUUCUUACGGUCACUAUGGAAUCCAUGAAGAGAUGCUCAAGGAUAAAGUCAGGACACAGGCUUACAUGGAUUUCAUCUAUGAUAAUCCAUACAUCUUCAAGGAUAAGGUAGUAUUAGAUGUUGGAUGUGGCACAGGAAUUUUAUCUAUGUUUGCCGCCAAGGCUGGUGCAAGACAGGUCAUUGCUGUUGAUCAAUCAGAUAUUGUCUACCAAGCUAUGGACAUUGUCAGGCAGAAUGGAUUGGAUGGAGUAAUAACUCUCAAGAAAGGAAGGUUAGAAGAUGUGGAUCUUCCAGUGGAAAAGGUUGAUGUCAUCAUAUCUGAAUGGAUGGGAUAUUUUCUUCUCUUUGAAUCCAUGUUAGAUACAGUCCUUUAUGCUAGGUCCAAGUACUUGAAAGAAGGAGGAAUGGUGUACCCAGAUCUGAGCACCCUGAGUCUAGUAGCAGUGAGUGAUCAGAAAGGAUAUGCAUCACGCAUUGCAUUCUGGGAUGAUGUCUAUGGAUUCAAGAUGUCAUGCAUGAAGUCGUGUGUCUUGGAGGAAAGUUCAGUGGAUUACAUUGAUCCAGACACAGUCAUUUCAAAACCUUGUAUGAUCAAAUGUUUGGACAUUUCCACAGUUCAAGUGCGUGAUUUGGACUUCAUUACAGAUUUUCAGAUGGAAGUACUUUGUGAUGGCCUGUGCACAGGUCUGGUUGGAUUCUUUGAUGUCAUUUUUGAAAAGAAUUGUCACAAGGCGGUGAUGUUCUCUACAGGUCCAUCAGCUCCCAAGACUCAUUGGAAACAGACCAUCUUUCCUCUGAGGAAGCCAUUCCAUUUGAAGAAAGGAGACACCCUCUCUGGUAAAAUCUCAUGCAGGAAAGACAGGAAGGAGAUGCGAUCUCUGUUGGUCACGAUUACCAUUGAAAAUGAGACACUCACAUACCAUGUCAGAUAAUUAUCUAUGGGCAUUUUCGCAGUUGCUGUAAGAAGAAUUGACUUGGAUAUGCUGCAUUAGAUACUGUCAGAUAUCCGACAAGUUCAACUUUUCAUGAAAUGCUUCAAAGGUCUGAUGUGGACAUUAUGGCAGUUCCAUGAAAGAAUCAGCCUCUUCGUACAUUCAACCCCAAUUUAUUGUAUGGGGGGAGGGCACUGUUAAAAGGUGGACUCCAUGCUCAUACAACAUGGACCAUUAAUAUGGCCCAAUCACCCUUCACUCCCAGAGAACCCUGAACAAGUAUUUGUCAUGUUUUCCUCCACCCAAAUAAUGCCCUUUUUUUACGUGUACAUCGCCCAUGAAUAGUGUUUUUAUUUGCUUUAUAUAUUGAGCAUUGUGUCAAACUUGUAAUGACAGUGCUAUCUCCCCUCCCCCCCCCCCCCCCCGAUAUUUUGGGAUACGAUUAUUGCCAGCUGGAUGACCUUGAAUAGUCUAUGUAUCAUGAUAAAUGUCAACAACAAAAAUUGUAUUCCAUCUUUCCUCCCUUGCUUGGAUACAAUGGGUUAUUUCAAGUCUGGUGUUGAGGACAUGAAAAAGGCUGGGCUCAUAAGUAUGAUACUGAUUGCAUUAUGCAACUUAUGUGAAAUCAUGGAAAAAUGCAGUAAAAUAUCAUCGUAUAGAAUGCCAAGGCGAAAAUUACUGCAAGAAUCAAACAGAAUACCGUAAAUGAAAACACCAACACCGUACUUGAAACUUACCCAUGUUACCUGGAAGGGAAGGGGGAACAAUGUUUACAAACCAUAUGAAACAGCAUUAAAGGGAUGGUCCAGGCUAGACAUAUUUAUAUCUCAAUAAAUAGAGUAAAAUUCACAGAGCAAAAUGCUGAAAAUUUGAUAUAUAACAAAGUUAUUGAAUUUUAAAGAUGUGCAUUAUUCUGGUGACAGUUCUAGGCAUGUCAUAUCCCCACUUGUUCUUUUGUAUUUUACUUAUGAAAUUAGGUUUAUUCAACAUUUUUCUACCAAGAACUUAAAACAAUUGGAUUGAAAACUUAUUAAGUGCAUCAGUUAUUUAUUGCCGCAACUUAUUUCAUCACAAUGGAGACACAUCAUUUACACAUGUAUGAAACAAUCAUGAUUUCAUGUAAUAACAUAAGAAAAAAAGUGGGGAUGUGACAUCAUCAGCCCACCUAAUGAAUAUUCAUGACGAUGUGCAUAUAACUCUUUUCACAAAAUAUUGAUGAACUUUAAAAUUGAAUAACUUCGUUAUUUGAUUUACUCAUUUUGAUGAAAUUUUCACCAUCUUGCUCUGUGAAUUUUACUCUAAUUAAGAUAUAAAUAUUUGCAGCCCGGACAAUCCCUUAAAAAAAAACACCUUUAGUGUGAAUUUGAUCCAUUGAAUGUAUCUAAUAAAUUCCUUAGGAAGCAUGUUCCUAACUAUAUGUCUUUAAAACAGUAUUUUGUGCUCUUGAGACAAGAUAUAUUUAAAAGUAAAUUAUUUUAUUUGCACAUCUUCAAUCUACAUUAAAAACAUUUAACGGCAAGUUCAAUAUUUUGUUCGGUCAAAACAAAAUUAUUUCUUUCAUUGUGCAAAUAUAUAAUUAGAAUUCACACACAAUUACAGAAAACGUGAUUGAAUAAAACAAAUCUGGUUUUACCCUUAAAAGGACUGGGUUAUUUGAGAUGUAUGGGGGGGGGUGCCGCUGAAAUAUGGCACGCACAUUCAUUUUAAAGUAUAC
Molecule: messenger RNA, 3549 nt
Organism: Lytechinus pictus (painted urchin)
Lineage: Eukaryota; Metazoa; Echinodermata; Echinoidea; Temnopleuroida; Toxopneustidae
Product: protein arginine N-methyltransferase 3-like
Exons: 14
Coding region: 189-1835 (548 amino acids)
Biological process (GO): peptidyl-arginine methylation
Cellular component (GO): nucleus
Molecular function (GO): protein-arginine N-methyltransferase activity
Source: RefSeq, a predicted model, not a curated record